UGCGAGUGGAGCCACGUCGCCCGUAACGUGAGGUUCGGAAAAUGAGUAGAAAUGUGCGAAAACGGGCUCAGGCCCUGUCUGAUGCAGAUUCGGAUUCGUCUGAUGAGCUGUCCGGAAUCAUGACCCAGUUGAACAAGCUGUCUCGUAAGGUAUCCCGACUUCAGAAGAAGCGCAAAAGACGAAAGCCGUCACCCGAAAGCUCGGAUAGUAGUGUUGGUGAAAGAAGCUUCUCCCAAAUCAUUCGGCCUGCUACCGUAGGCCUGGUAAACUACGAUACCUCUUCAUCGGGACCAGAGAAUAACCUUGCCGAGCGCAAUGUUGCCAUAUCAGACGGAACCUUGGAGAGGAACAUUGUUGCCGAGUGCGAUGUUGCCGAACGCAGUGUUGCCGAACGCAGUGUUGCCGAACGCAGUGUUGCUGAAUGCAGUGUUGCCGAACGCAGUGUUGCCAUCUCGGAUGAAAUUUUGAGACUUUUGGGGAAAAACUCUGUGGACGAUCAAGCCUCUACAAAAGACAUUAACAGCGAACUUGUUCAAAUUUGGUCCCAUAUAUUACAGGAAGGUUUGGAUUCUGAGGUUUUAGCAACUAUAUGUAAAAAAUAUUCUCCUCCCACUAACUUGAGCCUUGCUAAUGCCCCCAAACUGAACUCAGAGGUUUUAUCGGUUCUCACGGAACAACACAAGCAGCGGGACUUGAAGCUCUCUAAGCGCCAAGACCAGAUGGGGGCUGCCCUGGUGGCAAUUGGCAAAGCGCUGACAAUUCUGUUGGAAAAAGGGGAGGGGGCACAUACCAGAGUGCUGGUCGAAUGCCUCAGUGAUGCCGGACGUUUAAUUUCGGACAUUCACCAUGAAGAAUCUACGUGUAGGCGGAAUUUGGUAUCGGUGAGUGUAGACAAACAGCUCCGAGGAACCCUUUCUAACGUAUCUGUGGAUGGUUGGCUGUUUGGACAAAAUCUAGGUGAUCGGGUGAAGGCAGCUCGUGAAAUGGAAAAAUUGUCAUCCAACCUGAAGCCUAAAGCAGUUACUGCUACACUGACGUCUUCGGUAAACUUCAAGGGUCUGCCUCGAGUGAAUGUCAAGGGUUAUCGAGGCAGACCGAAAUACUCACGGAAAACCCCGAGUUUCGAAGCCAAGACUCCUCGGAAAGCCCCCCGAUCAACGAAAGAAAUUCGUCCAGCAUACAGAACCAACCAAACCCAAGCCUAUCAAAAGCGGACCCUUUAA
Molecule: messenger RNA, 1223 nt
Organism: Acanthoscelides obtectus
Lineage: Eukaryota; Metazoa; Arthropoda; Insecta; Coleoptera; Chrysomelidae
Source: the annotation of a GenBank genome assembly